This is a messenger RNA of Bufo bufo (common toad), 443 nucleotides long. It is a transcript of the gene TMEM256, whose product is annotated as transmembrane protein 256. The transcript is spliced from 4 exons. Lineage: Eukaryota; Metazoa; Chordata; Amphibia; Anura; Bufonidae. The record is from RefSeq and is a predicted model, not a curated record. The coding region runs from base 39 to 383 and encodes 114 amino acids.
GUUAUGGUCAAUGAUUGACAUCUAUUUGGAACAGGAAGAUGGCGGCGGGCAGAGUGUGGGGGCGGCUCGGGGCAGUGUCCGGGGCUCUGGCUGUGACCGCAGGAGCCUACGGGGCGCACGGGUUCAGACGCAGUGAUCGGGAUGAGUACCUGAAGGAGCUUUAUGAGACAGGUAAUCGGUAUCACUUCCUGCACAGCCUGGCCUUACUAGCCGUACCGCACUGCCGGCGCCCCCUGCUGGCUGGAUCUCUCCUGACAUCUGGAAUUGUCCUGUUCUCCGGUACCUUCUAUUACCAGGCUCUGAGCGGAGACCCCACCCUGACCAAAGCAGCACCAUAUGGGGGCACGCUCCUCAUUCUGGGCUGGGCAGCCAUGGCGCUGUAAGGAGCUGAGGAGCUAUAUAUCUGUUCUGCAUGUCAUUCCAUUAAAGGAUUACCACUGGGA